AGUCUCUUCUUGAGAAUCAAUGGUCUCUCAUAAUUCCAAGAACACCAACAUACUGUCAUCUUCAAGUUGAGAUUUAUCACACUCUUUCCUUCAAGAAGCUGUACUGUAGACUUUGGAAGAUUUAGGACUUCUCAAGAUUUUGAAAAUGGCGAAUCAACAUUUCUUCAAGCCUCUUCUUCCUGGCUUCCACACCCACUUGAGAAUACCUGUAGCCUUCUUCUUGAAGAAUAUAGAAGGAAGAUAUGAGCAGAAGACGGCGGAGCUGAGAUCAGAUGCGUCAAAGAUAACUUGGGAAGUGAAGAUAGAUGGACAGAGACUCACUGACGGUUGGAAAGAGUUUGCUCUCUCACAUGAUCUUCGAAUCGGUGACAUUGUUGUUUUCAGACAAGAGAGAGAUAUGUCUUUCCACGUUACAAUGUUGGGACCUAGUUGUUGUGAGAUCCAAUAUGGUUCGUGUUCAGACGAGGAGAGAAACCUCGAGAAGAAGAAGAAUCCAAAUGGAGAAGCAAAGUCUUCUUCACUAGAUCCUUCUUGUUUUUCGGCUAAUGUGGCGCCUUCGAGUCUACGUUAUGACUUAAUGCUUUUUCCAAUGGGUUUUGUGAGGGAAAAUGGUGUAGUCGGAUCUGGAAAGAUUGUUCUGAUGAAUGAAAAGGGCAGAUCAUGGAAUUUUAACUUGAGACAAAAGCCAUCAUGCGGAACAGUUUAUGUUAGAGGAGGGUGGGUGAGUUUUUGUGAUGCCAAUGGACUUCAAGCUGGAGAUAUCUACACUUUCAAACUGAUCAAAAGAGGAGGAACUCUUGUUCUACGUUUGUUACCCAAAGGGGCAGAGUCUUGUUCACUAGAUCCCUCUUGUUUUGUGGCUAAUGUUGCGCCUUCGACUCUACGCUAUGACACACUGUAUCUUCCAAAGCGUUUUAUGAGGGAAAAUGGUGUAGACAAAAGACGUGGAGAGAUGAUUCUGAUGAAUGAAAAGGGCAAAUCAUGGACUUUAGAUUUGAAACUAAAGAAAUCAUGCGGAACUUCCCUCAUCAGACGAGGAUGGAGAAGUUUCUGUAGUGCCAAUGGACUAAGAGCUGGAAGUAUCAUUACUUUCAAACUGAUUAAGAAAAGUGGAACUCUUGUUCUAUGUUUGCUCUCCAACGAGCCAGAAGAAGAAGUGUGCUCAGAAGCUAAUGAAGUAGAGUCUCUUUCGACAGAUCAAGAAAGCCAUGAAGAGAGUAGCCACAACGAGAAAAUCUCAAGAAGAAAGGAAAAGAAGGGUAGAAUGAUAUGGAAAGCUUCGUCUUCACCAUCCGAAAACCGAUUUGUGACAUUAAAUCUUACACCUUAUAACAUCCUACGUUCUGCACUGGUUAGUUUCAAAACUCCAAGCCAUUGUCUUUUUACAGUCCAUCAAAUUUGAAUCUUUUGUGUGAAUCUUUGUUUCAGCGUCUUCCGAUACCCUUCACGAGGAUGAAUGGUAUCAAUGAAGAAACUAAAAUGACUCUGUUGGAUAAACAUGGUAUGAAGUGGUUAACGACUCUGCGGUUGGUGGACUACAAAAGAAAAAGACUGGGAAUGGUAGGAGGCUGGAAAGGAUUCAUCCAAGCUAACGGUGUGAAGGCAAACGAAUCCAUCAUGUUGGAACUGAUUUGGGAAGAAGAAACAAGUUGCGUCCUUAAGUUCUGCUCCAAGGUGAAGCUAGCAAUCAAAUGAAAAUGUAUAUGAGUGUAAUAUUGAAAUGAAUCAAUGUUUGACUCUUUUAUUUGGUAAGAUAUAACUCUUAAGGUCUAAUUGUACUAUUGUAGUAUGUUUUCUAAGUAUGUUGUAAUUGUAUGAUCAUUGGCCUUACGGUGUGGGAUUUGUGAAUGUUUGUUUAGCAAAGAAAAGGAGAGUUCAACUUUAUCAGUUUAAA
Arabidopsis thaliana (thale cress) is the source of this 1894-nucleotide messenger RNA. Its product is annotated as Transcriptional factor B3 family protein. The transcript has 5 exons. The coding region runs from base 146 to 1402 and encodes 418 amino acids. The record is from RefSeq and is marked reviewed. Gene Ontology annotation, molecular function: DNA binding. NCBI's taxonomy places the organism in Eukaryota, Viridiplantae, Streptophyta, Magnoliopsida, Brassicales, Brassicaceae. Gene Ontology annotation, cellular component: nucleus.